AUAUAUGACGAUGCAAGAGAACAAAAAAUAAAUAUUCUUUCGGGCACACAAAAAAUCCAAUUAUCCGAAGUAAAUAAAAAUGAAUAAACCGAAGAUAACCGCAAGAACAAUAAAACACUUUGUCUGUUUCUUGUAAGUGAGGUUUUGAAGCGAAAAGAGAAAGAAGAAAACGAAUAGAAUAGAAUUCAAGCAGAAGAUUCGACACUUCAAUUUCCCACGUGUACUUCCGCGCGUGUGUUUCGCUCCCAUCUUCAUGGCUUCAAUUUCCGGAUCUCAAUCGAGAGGAGGAGGAGGCAAAAUGGUUCGCCUCCGCCGUACCGCCGCCGCCAGAAACCGUACUCCAUAUUCCCGACCCGUUCCACCACAGCCUCAACCUCAAAGCCCUAAUUGGCUUUCACGUUUCGUCAUCUCUCCCACUCGUUUCAUUGCUUCCGGUGCCGGAAAAAUUUUGUCCACUGUUUUGGAUCUUGAAUCGUCUCCAUCUUCUUCUUCCUCAGCUACUUCUUCUUCCUCUUCUUAUGCCGAUUCCGUUGCCGAGGAAGUUGGUGAUCUUGAUGAUGUAAGUUAUAACCCUUUUGAAGGUGAAGUUGCAUUAAACCAGGGUGGGACGUCAGAACCUAUCAAUUUAUCCAUGAAGGAGCUCCAGCCAUUAGUUGCAUAUAGCAAAAGCAAGAAUACCAUUGAGCAGCUACUAAUGCAAGAGACAUUCUCAAGGGAAGAAGGUGAUAGGUUGAUAAAAAUAAUAAGAUCAAGAGUUGUGGAUUCUCCUGCAAAUGAUGAUAGGGUUACCAGGCCAAGGGAUAUAUCCAACACGACUCUUGCAACUGGCUCACCUGAGCUCUGUAGUGCUGCUGUUAUGGAGUCAAAGAAAUGGAUGCUGGAAAAGAAGUCUGGAUUAGAUUCAAAUUCUGAUUUAGGUUAUGGAAGUCCUAGUUUGAAUUUGAUUGCAUUACCACAAGCUCCCAAAGAUGAAGGAUCGCCUGUGGAUGUGGCUAAGUCGUAUAUGCGUUCACGUCCUCCAUGGUCAUCUCCUUCUGUGGACCAUACUAAGCCUCCAACACUAUCCGGAAUUCAGCUCUUUAAAGAAGAAACACCAUAUCCAUUUGGUGGCAAUUCUACGUCAUCCUUGAAGUUUAAAAGGGAUUCUUCUGCUACCGGGUCAUGGAGUAUUCAGGAUGAGAUAAGAAGAGUUAGAUCCAGGGCAACAGAGGAGAUGCUUAGAACAGUUCCCUCCUCAAAAAUUGACUGGUCUGCAUUUGCUGUGGAGCAUAAAAAUAAUGUCAACUCAUCUGCAAUUGAAAAUAUUGGAGCUAGUUCUAGAGAAAAAGUACAUAAUUUUACAAAUUUAGUAGCUCCAUCCGUAAACUUGGCCAGUGGAUUGGGUUUUGAGGCCACUUCAGAUUUGCAGAGUAAACUGGAUAGGAACCAACCUGAAUCUGUGCUGCCAGAUGCAGCUAAUAUUAUUUCUGAACAGAAUCAGGGCUUUGUAGCUGUUCAGAAAACCAAAGGUACCCAAGAUGACUGUAGAGAAAUAACUACUUCAGUACUAAGAGACGGGUCCUCAGAUAAUAUGCACAGGAAUGGUGAUCUUGUUAAAGUCAAUGGCACCGAUGACAUAAAUGAGUCUAAGCACCAACAAGACCUAGUUGAAGAAACUAGGGAAGUUUCAAAUUCUAGAUUACAAGAUGGAAAUCUAUCAGAAUUCAAAGAGAAGGUUGGAACAGAAGAUGCACCGGAAAAUGGAUUCCCCUCUUCAAGGCCCAGUGUCUAUGCAGGGAAGGCUGCUGAACAGAACUCGAAAACAUUGAAUAACGAAUCGAGUACAGUCAAUUCAAGUCAGGAGAGGAUAGCUCAGGGCGUUCUUGAGCAAGAGACUCGGAAAAUGUCUCAUGAAUCUACUGAGGUGCCUGAUGUGAGUAUAGAUGGUACCGUUGCUUCCAGAGAUGACGGGUCACAGAACAGCUCCAGUGUACAGUACGAGGUUCAACAGGUCAGUUCUCAGCAAGGUCCAGAAUCGGGCUCGGUAGCCACACCAACUAGUAGUAUUGCUAAGCAAAAGGGUAAAAGAUUGACCAGAUACAACAGAAGGGGCAGCAAGGGUGUCAAAUGACGCGGGUUGUAUUUUGUAUGUUAAAUUGUAAGUUACGGUUAGCUUCUGAGAAUAGGGAUUAUGCAGGCCAUUUGUUGAGGUUAAUAAUGUUCACAAAUGAGUCUACAUCAACUUAGGCAGUAUUUUUUGUUUCACUUGCUUGUUGUUUUUCAUUAUUUGUUGAUCAUGUCCACGGAAAUCAGGCUCGGGAAAUUGAAUGUAUUAUCUGUAAAAAUGUUUAAAUUAGCGACAUGGAAUUUUUUCUUUUCCUA
Molecule: messenger RNA, 2361 nt
Organism: Trifolium pratense (red clover)
Lineage: Eukaryota; Viridiplantae; Streptophyta; Magnoliopsida; Fabales; Fabaceae
Product: protein KAKU4
Exons: 13
Coding region: 254-2110 (618 amino acids)
Biological process (GO): nuclear membrane organization
Cellular component (GO): nuclear envelope
Source: RefSeq, a predicted model, not a curated record